Arabidopsis arenosa is the source of this 2206-nucleotide messenger RNA. NCBI's taxonomy places the organism in Eukaryota, Viridiplantae, Streptophyta, Magnoliopsida, Brassicales, Brassicaceae. The record is from the annotation of a GenBank genome assembly.
CAGAAACUAAACUAAAACAGAAGACCUCAUGGCUCUGCAAGUGAAGCUUCCAUGGGAGUUGGAGGAAGACAUACUCUCUCGUCUUCCACCUCAAUCUCUUGUUCGAUUCAGAACCGUGUCUAAACAAUGGAACUCUGUUUUCAACGACAAGACUUUCAUCAACAAUCAUUUGUCUCGCUCCCGUCACCAGUUCAUCCUCUUGACAACUUCCAAGAUUUAUUCCAUAGACAUCAUCGAUCACAUCAACAUCGAUCCAACUAUAAGGUUGCAUGAGAUACCCACCUAUGAUAUUCGUAGCCGGGGUACAGAUUUGAAUCGCACAAUUCUACGUACUUGCGAUGAGUUCUUGUUUUAUAACUAUAAGCAUUGGGAUAACAAGACAGCUCUCUGGAGUCCAUGGUUGAGACAGGUUAGAUGGAUCGAGUACAAGAAUCAAGAGUUCUGUGUUUUCGGCUUAGGGUACGAUAAUAGUAGACCCCAAAAGGUAUACAAGAUCUUGGGCCAUAUGUUUUGUCACGGUAAAGUCUUGAGAGAUCAGAAAGUUGCGAUCUACGAGUGUGCGUCUGACUCGUUGAGGCUUAUUGAUAGACCUGAGGAUGACGACUGGCCCAUAACUGAAGCAGCUAAACGAUCAAAUGUGUCCUUGAAUGGAAAUAUCUAUUGGCUUGCUUGUAGUAAUUAUAAGACUCAUGAUUACUACAUCCGAAUCUUUGAUUUCUCGACGGAGAAUUUCAAACCUUUCUGUCUCCUUCCGUGUAAAAAGAACCAUGGUAUUGAUGAACUUAUCCUCGCGGUUUAUAAGGAAGAUCGGUUUUCGUUGUUAAAGCAAUGCAAUGUAACAAGGGAGAUUGAGAUAUGGGUAACGAAAGAGAGGAUUAGUAAUAACAAUGGGAACGGUGGAGAGGACGUGGAGUGGAUAAAGUUGAUGACCUUGUCAACAACUAAUUUGCCUAAGCUAUUUGGUAAGUCUUAUCCCAAUAGUUACUUCAUCUAUGAGAAGACCUUAUACAUGUGUGAUGGCGACGAUGAAACUGCAUUGGCUUGCAUUUAUAUUGUGAGGGAAGAUUUGUGCAAGAAGUUUCAAAUAGUAGACAUCAUCGAUCACAAAAACAUCGAUCCAACGAUAGAGUUGCGUGAGCUACCCUCCUCUGAUAUUCCAGACCGGGAAACAAAUUGGAACUACGGAACCAUCACCACUACUUGCGAUGAGUUCUUGUUUUACAGCUUUAGGUUUUGGGAGAACAAGACAGCACUCUGGAAUCCAUGGUUGAGACAGGUUAGAUGGAUCGAGUACGAGAAUAAAGAGUUCUGUGUUUUCGGCUUAGGAUACGAUAAUAGUAGACCCCAAAAGGUAUACAAGAUCUUGGGCUAUUUUGUUUCUCACGGUAAAGUCCUAAUCAAGAAAGAUCAGAGAGUUGCGAUCUACGGGUGUGAGUCUCACGCGUUGAGGUUUAUUGAUACACCUGAAGAUGACUGGCCCAUAACUGAAACAGCUAAACGAUCAAACGUGUCCUUGAAUGGAAAUCUCUAUUUGUUAACUUGUAGUAAUUUUGCGACUCAGGAGUACUUCAUCCGAAUCUUUGAUUUCUCGACGGAGAAUUUCAAACCGCUCUGUCUCCUUCCGUGUAAAAAGAACCAUGAAAUUGAUGAACUUCUCCUCGCGGUUUAUAAGGGAGAUCAGUUUUCGUUGUUAAAGCAAUCUUGUGUAACAAAGGAGAUUGGGAUAUGGGUAACGAAGGAGAGGAUUAGUAAUAACAAUGGCGACGGUGAAGAGGGCGUGGAGUGGAUAAAGUUGAUGACCUUGUCAAUAACUAACUUGGCAAAGCUAUUUGGUAAGUCUUAUCGCGUUAGUUACUUCAUCUAUGAGAAAACCUUAUACAUGUGUAAUAACGACGAUGAAAUUGGAUUGGCUUGCAUCUGUAUUGUGAGGGAAGAUCUGUGCAAGAAGAUUCAAAUAGUCAGAUUGAAGAUUACUAGGAUAUUUCUGAUUUGCCCUCCCGAUAAAGCUUGCUUCUUCCCUCGGAUGGUGGUGCUUCGGGGAUCCUACUUUUCCUCCGAUGAUACUCAGAGUUGCUUCCUCUUUUCGUCUCCUUAAGCAUUUUCUUCAUUGUUUACUCGCCUAUGGACUUUUAUGUAAUAUCGAGGUUCUUCAUAACUGUUUUAUUUGAAAACACUCUGCUCCAUCAAAAAAAUAGUUUUAGCUAUU